Chenopodium quinoa (quinoa) is the source of this 831-nucleotide messenger RNA. Its product is annotated as dof zinc finger protein DOF3.2-like. The coding region runs from base 1 to 831 and encodes 276 amino acids. The record is from RefSeq and is a predicted model, not a curated record. Gene Ontology annotation, molecular function: DNA-binding transcription factor activity; DNA binding. NCBI's taxonomy places the organism in Eukaryota, Viridiplantae, Streptophyta, Magnoliopsida, Caryophyllales, Amaranthaceae. Gene Ontology annotation, biological process: regulation of DNA-templated transcription. The transcript has a single exon.
AUGGAAUACCAGACAGUUGUUGUUGGUGGUUGUAGUGGUGCCGGUGCUGGAGGAGACGGAAAGGAUGAUCGGAACAAGAGGCCGGUUCCGGUAGAGGGUGGUAGACAGAAUAACAGCAACCACCCACCAACGCUGACUUGCCCUCGAUGUCAUUCAACCAACACCAAGUUUUGUUAUUUUAAUAACUAUAGCUUGUCACAGCCCCGGUACUUCUGUAAGGGCUGCAAAAGAUACUGGACGCAAGGUGGAACCUUGCGUAACGUUCCUGUGGGUGGUAAAAGUCGAAUGAGCAAACGCUCUAAGCUUGAGUCUGUGGCUGUCUCGGCUACAAACACGGCCUCUACAAGUCAUCGGCAACCGGCUUCGCUACCACAACAACCGCUCUUACUGCCGCCUCAGUCAAUUGCUGUUCCACCAACUGUUGUUUUUCCUAACAAUGGGAACAUGCGGCACUUUAGACAUCAAAAUGAUGUUAACUCGUCAAUGUUAGAAAUUCGCGUACCGCAUGCAACAUCAAAUUCUUUGACGCCAUCGUCAAUAUCAUCCUCAACCAAUAUGCGUAACGAUGACUUGUUGCGUGGGUUGAAUGUAAUGCCUAGCCAAUCCAAUCAUGUUAUGAACUUUUACCCUGCAACCGCAGGGCCCGUCCUUGGUGAUUCGUUGAACGUCGGUAGCGACGUUCUUGCUCUGCUACCACCACCACCACAGCCGGAGGUAGACGACAACAACAAAAACCACCAUGAUAUCCAUAAUGUUGAAGACAAUGAUGGUGAACGUAACAUUCUCGAAUGGGCCAAUUACAUUAGUACCGGUGGGUUUGAUGAAGCAUGA